AUGGUGCGACCUGUGAAAGACUCUAAAAAUACCACUGUUAUCUACCUUGAUUUAAUGCUGUAUGCAAUUCUGGAUGUGAAAGAGAAGGAACAGCAAUUUGUCGCUUACAUUUGGGUUGAUAUGUCUUGGAAUGAUGAUUUUAUUUUAUGGGAACCGGAUGACUUCUGUGGAAUUACACUGACUUAUGUUCCUGCUGUAUCAGUGUGGACACCAGAUCUGACUAUUGAAGAGAUGACAGAGAAGGACAAAGCUGCUCAGAGUCCAUAUCUUGCCAUUUUGUACGAUGGCCGGGUCAGAUGGAGGAACGACAUGGUGGUUGUCAGCAGUUGCAAGAUGAAGGUUUACAAAUUUCCCUUCGACACUCAGAAAUGCAAACUCUCCUUGAAGUCUGUCAUACAGUCUGACGAGCACUUAAAGCUUAAGCCGCUCAGUUCCUCUGAAAACAUCAGAGAGUGGUCUUUUGAGAUGAUGCAGACCCAGUCAGAGUGGAUUUUCGAGGACAUGACGUACUCGUACAAAACUGUUGACAAUUUUGGUGUCAACCAAAGCAUGAUCAUCUACAGUAUCACGAUGAAGAGACGCUCUGUCCUCUACAUUGUCAACUUCAUACUGCCUGUCCUGUUGUUCUUGUGUCUGGACUUGGCCUCCUUCCUGAUCUCAGACAGUGGAGGAGAGAAGCUCAGCUUCAAGGUCACUGUGCUGCUUGCUGUCACAGUGAUGCAGCUCCUUCUGAAUGAAAUCCUGCCGUCCUCUUCAGACAGGAUCCCACUCAUAGCGAUCUACUGUGUUGGGGUAUUUGGUUUGAUGAUGCUGAGCCUCCUGGAGACGAUUUUGGUGAUGUACCUGAUGGAGAAGGUUUCUGCAUCCCAAGAGGGCAGGUCAGGUAAGGACCAAAGUCUGAGUGAGGACUGUGAGGACAAACCAUGUAAAGGCAAAUUCCAUUACUGUUUAAGAGAUGUGAAACUGAAAUCCUGUGUGCCUGCCUGCGGCAUGUCUUCAGGACAAACAUCAUCCGAACUGUUGCAGGUUGCAAAAGAGGCAAGCAGCAGCCAGCUGAAGGAGGAGUCUUAUGAAUUUGAAAAGGAGGUGUUGAAAUCGUUGGCUCUGCUGCUCGGCAGCAUGAAGGAAGAGGAGAAACCCAGCUACUGGAGCAGAAUGACCAAAACAAUCAACAAAGUUUUCUUUAUUUUCUACAUCAUCACAGCCAGUGUGUUUUUGUUCUACAUGUUUUACUGCUGGAAUUCUACAGAGGAAUAA
Messenger RNA from Cheilinus undulatus (humphead wrasse), 1257 nucleotides. Its product is annotated as 5-hydroxytryptamine receptor 3A-like. Gene Ontology annotation, biological process: nervous system process; regulation of membrane potential; chemical synaptic transmission. Gene Ontology annotation, cellular component: synapse; neuron projection; membrane. The record is from RefSeq and is a predicted model, not a curated record. NCBI's taxonomy places the organism in Eukaryota, Metazoa, Chordata, Actinopteri, Labriformes, Labridae. Bases 1 to 1257 code for a protein of 418 amino acids. The transcript is spliced from 9 exons. Gene Ontology annotation, molecular function: transmembrane signaling receptor activity; extracellular ligand-gated monoatomic ion channel activity; neurotransmitter receptor activity.